Mus caroli (Ryukyu mouse) is the source of this 1293-nucleotide messenger RNA. NCBI's taxonomy places the organism in Eukaryota, Metazoa, Chordata, Mammalia, Rodentia, Muridae. The record is from RefSeq and is a predicted model, not a curated record.
UGGGAGGGCUAGAGAGCUGCAGGAGCUGAAGGAGGAUGCUUGGUGUUCCCUCUGCCCAAUGCCCUCUGGUCUCCCUUGCCCUGCUCUUGACCGCCGGGGCGCGCGCCGCGUCGCCACGGAAACGCCGGGCAGGCGGGGCGGCGCGCACUGCGCGCUCUCGGCUCCCGGUAGAAGUGGCGGCGUCGCCUGCUCCCGCGCGCCCUGGCGGCCCGGAGCCGCGCUCGUUGGGCUCCCAUCCUGGGUCCCGGGCGGCGGGAAAGGCAAGAUGUUGAGGCGCAAUCUGGAUGACCGAGAUGCUCAAACAAAACAACUGCAGGAUGCUGUCACAAAUGUGGAGAAGCAUUUUGGAGAGCUUUGCCAAAUCUUUGCUGCUUAUGUACGGAAAACUGCCAGGCUUCGAGACAAAGCCGACCUCCUAGUGAAUGAAAUCAACCUGUAUGCCUCUACGGAGACACCAAAUUUAAAGCAGGGUCUGAAAGACUUUGCUGAUGAGUUUGCCAAACUUCAAGAUUACCGCCAGGCAGAGAUGCUAAUGAACAUGGCAAAGGUUGAAAGACUUGAAGCCAAAGUAGUUGAACCUUUGAAAGCUUAUGGGACCAUUGUAAAGAUGAAACGAGAUGAUCUCAAAGCAACAUUAACAGCAAGGAAUCGAGAAGCCAAACAGCUAUCUCAGUUAGAAAGGACACGCCAGCGAAACCCAUCUGAUCGACAUGUAAUUUCGCAGGCAGAAACUGAAUUACAGAGAGCCACAAUUGAUGCUACCCGCACAAGUCGUCAUUUGGAGGAAACUAUUGAUAAUUUUGAAAAGCAGAAAAUAAAGGACAUAAAGAACAUAUUAUCUGAGUUCAUCACAAUUGAAAUGUUAUUUCAUGGAAAAGCUUUAGAGGUCUUCACUGCUGCCUACCAAAAUAUACAAAAAAUUGAUGAGGAUGAAGACCUAGAGGUUUUCCGAAAUUCUCUAUAUCUAUCAGAUUAUCCAUCUCGUUUAGAUAUUGUAAGAGCAAAUUCAAAGUCACCUCUUCAGAGAUCAUUGUCAACUAAAUGCACAUCUGGAACUGGACAGAUAUCCACCUGCCGAACAAGGAAGGACCAACAAGUAGAAGAUGAAGAUGAUGAAGAAUUAGAUGUUACAGAAGAUGAAAACUAAUUUACAAAAAGAAUUCACAUUUCUGUUUUCAUGUCAUCUAACUUGCAAAUGUAGAAUCACUUUAUACUCACUUGACAGGUUAAACUGUAAAAUGAAAUGCUACUGUGAAACUGGGGGCAGAGGGGAAAGUAAAGAAAAUUAUGCUG